AUGAAAAGCUCAAACCGCCUUGAGGAGGGUGCCUCCGCCUUUCCCGGCGAGCUCCCCCCUCUGCCCGCCCAGGCCUCGCUGAGCAGCGCCGACAUCCUGCGGUACAGCCGGCAGCUGGUGCUGCCCGAGCUGGGCGUGCGGGGGCAGCUGCUGCUGGCCCGCUCCUCCGUGCUCGUGGUGGGCUGCGGCGGCCUGGGCUGCCCCCUGGCCCAGUACCUGGCCGCGGCCGGCGUCGGCCGCCUGGGUCUGGUGGAUCACGACGUGGUGGAGACGAGCAACCUGCACCGGCAGGUGCUGCACGGGGAGGCGCGCCGGGGGCUCCCCAAGGCCGCGUCUGCCGCGGCAGCCCUGCGGCUGCUGAACUCCACCGUGCAGUACGUGCCCUACUGCGGCGCCCUGAGCCCCCGCACUGCCCUCCAGCUGGUGCGGCAGUACGACCUCGUCGCCGACUGCUCCGACAACGUCCCCACCAGGUACUUGGUGAAUGACGCCUGUGUCCUGGCUGGGAAACCCCUCGUGUCCGGCAGUGCCCUCCGGCUGGAGGGGCAGCUAGUCGUGUACAACUACCAGGGGGGGCCCUGCUACAGGUGUCUCUUCCCCAAGCCCCCUCCACCAGAGACAGUGACUAACUGUGCGGAUGGGGGAGUGCUGGGUGUCGUGCCAGGCAUCAUGGGGUGCAUCCAGGCCUUGGAAGUGCUGAAGAUUGCCUCGGGAAUGGGUUCCUCCUUCAAUCAGUUCAUGCUGAUGUUUGAUGCCCGUGAAGGGAGAUUUCGCAACAUCAAGUUAAGACCAAAGAAACCAGACUGUGCUGUUUGUGGUGACAAUCCGUCUGUCACCUGCCUUCAGGAUUAUGAGGCAUUUUGUGGUUCUUCUGCAACAGACAAGUGUAGGACUUUACAUCUACUGUCCAGUAAAGACAGGGUAUCUGUAGAGGAAUACAAAAAACUGUUGGAUGAGCAAGUUCCUCAUGUAUUGUUAGAUGUUCGUCCACAGGUAGAAGUGGAUAUCUGUCGCCUGGCACAUGCUGUCCACGUUCCUUUGAGUAAAUUAGAAGAAAAAGAUGAAGAAUACCUGGAAUAUUUAGAAAAAAGAAUUUGUGAAGAAAAGCAGAGAACUAAUGGCCAAACGUCUUUUCCUGUAUAUGUUGUUUGCAAAUUAGGAAAUGACUCCCAGAAGGCUGUAAGAAUUCUGCAGGAGUUACCUGUCAAAGAAUUUGGUUCUGUGUUAGCUAAGGAUAUUAAAGGGGGGCUCAUGGCUUGGGCCAGUAAAAUUGACCCAACGUUUCCUCAGUAUUAG
Nipponia nippon (crested ibis) is the source of this 1296-nucleotide messenger RNA. NCBI's taxonomy places the organism in Eukaryota, Metazoa, Chordata, Aves, Pelecaniformes, Threskiornithidae. The record is from RefSeq and is a predicted model, not a curated record.